Messenger RNA from Empidonax traillii (willow flycatcher), 2589 nucleotides. RefSeq names its product collagen type XXVIII alpha 1 chain (gene COL28A1). Gene Ontology annotation, molecular function: serine-type endopeptidase inhibitor activity. The record is from RefSeq and is a predicted model, not a curated record. The transcript has 20 exons. Lineage: Eukaryota; Metazoa; Chordata; Aves; Passeriformes; Tyrannidae.
AUGGUUGGGCUUCGUGCCCAGAAUCACUCCACAUCACAUAACAAACAGACCCCACAAACGCCUUUUAUAACUGAAGAAAGGGACGUGCUGGAUUGGGAAGCAUUCAAAGACAGCAGUAUUUACUUUCCCCGGGCCUGUGCGUGCCUGCCCGGCUCCUGCGACCUCCGAGAGGUGCAGGGGCGGCUCCAGACUCCCUUCCCGGCAGGAGCCGGGACACCGCCACCCUCCUCUCCCUCCUGCCCACCUUCCCGGACGCGGCAGCUGCUCACCCACCCCGCGGGAUCCUCCAGCUCCAGCACCACCUCCGCCGGGAAGGGGCGGGGGAGAAGGCGGCGACCCGGCGGCCGCGCCGCCCGAGUGGGAAGCGCGGGAAGCACGGGCGGGUUUCCGGCGGCGGGGGCGACGCGGAAGGAGCAGCGCGACAAUCCCGACGCGCGUGGCGGUGGGAAACGGGAAGGGGAAAGGGAAGCUCCGCCUGGCGCGGGGCGGGGCCGCGUGCGCACUUCCGGCCGCCAGCCGCGCGCUCCCAUUGGCCGCGGGAGCCCCGCCCUCCCCGCGCGCCCCAGAGCUCCGGGAUGGAGUGGGAUGAGGAAACGUGGAGUUUCUGUUCUCGGGCUGGGUGCUCAAGGUCAAGAAGGUAAAAUUGGAUUGCCAGGACCUCCUGGAAUUAGUGAGCCAGGAUUACCUGGGGAAAAGGGAGAUCAAGGUCCCAGAGGCCCAGAAGGACCCCCUGGCAAAGGAGAUGUAGGUUAAAAGGGUGACCCUGGAGAAAAAGGAUCCCAGGGACUGAUUGGUCAUAAAGGACUACAGGGCCCAGUUGGACCAAAAGUAAGCUUGUUCCUCCAUGGACCUGAGGGAAUGGCCUAAAGUUGUAUCAGGGGAGAUUUAGGGCCAGGAGGGGAUCCAGGACCCAAAGGCUCACGGGGAGAUGAUGGACUUCCUGGAAAUUCCAUAAUGGGACCAAUGGGAAACCCGGGACUACCUGGACCACCUGGACCCCCUGGAGCAAAAGGUGAUGGUCACAAAGGUGAAGCUGGACCUCCAGGACCAGCAGGACCUCCAGGACCAGAAGGUCCAAAAGGCGUGGGAGAUGCUGGACCAAAGGGAGACCAUGGAAUUAGAGGCUAUCCUGGGCCCCCGUGGCCACCAGGAAUAGGAACCAUUGGUCCCAAGGGUAUUAUGGGACAGAAAGGCUUGCCUGGUCCACCUGGACUCCCUGGCAACAGCAUACAAGGAAGUAAGGGAGAAAAAGGAAAUCAAGGUUUUCAAGGACAGAAGGGAUCAGUAGGAAUUGGCCUUCCUGGACCAAAGGGAGACUAUGGAGAUAAAGGUGAUCCAGGGAGCAAAAGAGCCAAAGGAGAAAUUGGAGACCCAGGACCUCCACCAAAGGGAUCUCGGGGAAGAAAAGGUGAACCUGGUCUUACAAGAGAAGAAGUUAUCAGACUUAUCAAUGAAAUAUGUGGUUGUGGUAUCAAAUGUAAAGUAACACCAUUGGAACUAGUAUUUGUCACUGACAGUUCAGAAAGUGUUGGACCAGAUAACUUCAAAAUUAUCAAAACCUUUAUGAAAACAUUCAUUGACAAGGUAUCGGCCAACCAUGCUACAACCCACAUUGGAAUUAUCAACUUCAGCCAUAAAGUGGACUUGGUGUCUUCUCUGAAGCAAUACACAACCAAAGAAUACCUGAAAUCAGCUGUUGACAAAAUGCCCUACUUAGAAGAAGGUACAUACACAGCUUCUGCGAUCCAAGAAGCCAUUCAGUUGUUUCAGGCAGCGCGCCCAGCAGUGAGGAAAGUGGCUGUUGUAAUAACAGACGGACAAGCAGACACCCGGGAUAAAGUACAACUGGAUAACGUAGUAAGAGAGGCCCACACUAUGAAUAUUGAGGUAUUUGUCAUUGGGAUUGUUCAAAGGACUGACCCUCAUUUUGAUGACUUUCUGAAAGAAAUGCAGCUCAUUGCAACAGACCCUGAUGAAGAACAUGUUUACCAGAUAGAUGACUUCAUAAUGCUUUCAGCACUUGAAAAUAAACUGAUCACAAAAAUCUGUGAGAAUGAGUCUGCAGACUACAGAAAAUUUAAUAUUUCAUCUCCAUCUCCAAGUCUGGAAUCUCAAAUUGCCAGUGAAGGUACUAAUAGCCACUUAUCUAAAAUGACCACUUCAGAGACCGAUAUGCUUCCUACAGAAGGAACUGGUUACCCAAAUAGUCCACCACAGUCCAGAUAUACUGAGCCACUGCGAUCUGCUCAGGACCACACCGUGACCAGCUCUGCUCACAAAGAAUCAAUACUUCCCACAGUUUAUGACAUAUCUGAAACCAGACCUCUGAGUCCAGUUGUGAAUCCUUCCUUCCCAGGAACUGCUACUGAAGAUCUCCAGCCAACUGUGUUGCAAACACAGGUAGCAACAAUCCAGAAAGAUCCAAGGUGCUUGGAACCUAUGAAACCAGGGGAUUGUCGGAACUAUGUGGUGAAAUGGUACUAUGACAGGAAUGGCAAUUCUUGUGGCCAGUUCUGGUAUGGAGGUUGUAAUGGUACCAACAAUAGAUUUGAAACAGAAAAAGAAUGUCGAGAAACCUGCGCUGACUGA